Messenger RNA from Paramecium tetraurelia, 567 nucleotides. RefSeq lists its product as uncharacterized. The transcript has 3 exons. NCBI's taxonomy places the organism in Eukaryota, Ciliophora, Oligohymenophorea, Peniculida, Parameciidae. The record is from RefSeq and is a predicted model, not a curated record. Gene Ontology annotation, molecular function: DNA-binding transcription factor activity; sequence-specific DNA binding. Gene Ontology annotation, biological process: regulation of DNA-templated transcription.
AUGAAUACUAAAAAUUAGAGAAUCCCAAAAUUUGUGACCAAAUUGAUUGAAAUAUUAGAUAAUUAAUCUUAUUAAGAAAUUAUUAGUUUCGAUUAAAAAGGUGAUGGUAUUAUAAUCCAUCAAUAAGAACUAUUUGAAAAUUAGAUACUCUUAAACUAUUUUAAGCAUAAUCAUAUUGACUCAUUUACUCGCUAAAUGAAUAACUAUGGAUUUAAACGCGUGAAGAAUCAUUAAGGGAAGUAUGAAUUUAAAAAUCCAUACUUCUAGAAAAAUAAUAAGUAUUCCUUUUAUAAUAUCGCGCUUAGAAAUUUGAUUCACUUAGUCAUGAAAAAGAAACAAGAAAAAAUAAAAAUAAUAUCACAAUUCUUAGCAUUAAAAUCAGAGCUAAACUCUUUUUCAAAAGAAUUAGACUAAUUUAAUUUUUUCGCCUCCUCUUAUUAAUAAAGCUAAUCUAUUUUAACAGAAUCUUAAAAUAAAGCUAAAUUAGAAAUGAUUUCUAUUUCAUAAAAGAACCUUGAAUUGGAAAAAAUGCUAAACUCUUUAAUUAAUGAAAAAAAAUUGUAUUGA